Messenger RNA from Chroicocephalus ridibundus (black-headed gull), 1507 nucleotides. It is a transcript of the gene BBLN, whose product is annotated as bublin coiled coil protein. The transcript is spliced from 2 exons. Lineage: Eukaryota; Metazoa; Chordata; Aves; Charadriiformes; Laridae. The record is from RefSeq and is a predicted model, not a curated record. Bases 73 to 351 code for a protein of 92 amino acids.
GCGCUUUCCCAUUGGCCGACGGCCCUUGCGGGGCGCACGGCGGCGGCGCGCGGCCAGUUGCGGGUCGGCGGGAUGUCGGGGCCGAACGGGGAGCCGCACGUGCCGCUGGGCGCCGAGGAGGAGGAGGAGGAGGACGGGGACAGCUUCGGGGAGGAAGAAUAUGCAGCAAUAAACUCCAUGCUGGACCAGAUCAACUCCUGCUUGGAUCACCUGGAGGAGAAGAAUGAUUAUCUACAUGCCUGCUUGAAAGAACUGCUGGAGUCCAACCGCCAGACCCGCCUGGAGUUCCAGCAGCAGAGCGAGCAGCAGAACAUUGAAGCUGAUAUGCAGGGAUCACAGCCUCCCACCUAGUGUGCUGGCCACAAACUCCCAGUUGGUAUUGCUAAGGUGACAUUUACCAGUCACCGAUUUAACGUAAAACUUGAAUAGAAGAGGUACCUCGUGCCUGUUACUUUUUCCUUCCUGUGGUUGUGUCCUGCCAUUCAUCUCCAUGUUCUGAUUUUCUUUAGCUGUGUGACAGGUGCAGAAGCCCACAGGUGGAUGUAGGAGAGUUGGUUCUUUUUGCUCCCCACCAUGAGCCUGGCACUGACACUUGGUUAAAGCCGGCUGUAGGAAGCCUGAUGCGACGCAGGUAGUUUGCCAGCAGGCCCUCUUCACAAAGAAGAAAAAUGAUCUCUGUGCUGUUAAAUCCAAGCAAUGAGUGUUAUGGCUCUAGCCUCUUCCCUCAAAAAACACAGUAGGCAGGGGCUGUCCUGACUCCAGGCUUGCCCCUGAGUGUAACCGCUGACAGACUUUGAGAGGGGGGCGCUAGGCCAGCUCCUGCCUUGAAAGUACAGCUUCCCCAUUUUUCACAUUAACUGUGAUGUAAGAAAUACUGGCAGAUGGUCCCAGAUCACUGGACACCUCUCUUCGCUUCCAAGCACAGGGUGAUGUUUUUGAGUGUUACAAUUGGAAGCUACCUAACUCCUUGAGCUGCCAUUAAGGACUCAGGUGUUAGAGAGAGGCACGGCAGCCUGGUUAGCCCACAGUGCAGCAUUAGCUCUGCACAGCAAAGAGAGAGGGGUCUGCCUGCUGUGGGCUGCAAGCAGAGUCCUCCCCUACGUUUUUACAAGAGAACACAUGAGCAUAGAAUGAAACUUUGUGAUCCUGUCAGGAUGGCCUGGGGCCAGCACCGUGAUCUUCUACUUCUGUAAAGUUAAAGGAGGUUUUGUUGAAAGUUAAAGAGGUUAUUUAUAAGAAAUCUGUUUUAUUAAAAUCAAUUUGAAACAAAAUUUGUUCCUGAGAGUCUCCACUAUGAGAACUGACUGUAUUAAGCCUUGUAGUAUCAACAGAAGACCAAGAUGCACAUUCUUGCCUAGCUUAGGACACAGCAUGUGUCCAGGAGGGUGCAUCUUUGAAAGGAAACUGCUCUGAGGAGCAGAAGUGAGCACAGAGUCUCCCAAGAGAUAAACUUUUCCUCUGCCUGAAAAGGAAAUGAGAGGAACUACAAAGAAUUCUUAGUGAAAAG